This is a messenger RNA of Nematolebias whitei (Rio pearlfish), 1707 nucleotides long. It is a transcript of the gene bco1l, whose product is annotated as beta-carotene oxygenase 1, like. NCBI's taxonomy places the organism in Eukaryota, Metazoa, Chordata, Actinopteri, Cyprinodontiformes, Rivulidae. The transcript is spliced from 11 exons. The coding region runs from base 133 to 1707 and encodes 524 amino acids. Gene Ontology annotation, molecular function: carotenoid dioxygenase activity; beta-carotene 15,15'-dioxygenase activity. Gene Ontology annotation, biological process: retinal metabolic process; carotene catabolic process. The record is from RefSeq and is a predicted model, not a curated record.
AAAAUAACGCCAGAAGUGGAUCACAGAGACGGGGAGAAGGGGCAUAAAGCAGGCCGUGCUCGUGGUUACUCUGUCUUUUCUGCGGCAGACGUGCGCACGAGAAGCACAAGUCUCGCAGACCAGGACGUCAACAUGCAGGCUAUUAUUUCAAGGAACGGAUCAGAAACUUCCGAACCCGUGAAAGCUCAAGUGAAAGGAUCAAUCCCUUCCUGGCUGCAGGGCACGCUGCUGAGAAACGGACCCGGCCUGUUCUCUCUGGGCAACUCCACAUACAACCACUGGUUCGAUGGCUCGUCGCUCAUCCACAGCUUCACCUUCAGCGGCGGCGAGGUGACUUACAGAAGCAAAUAUCUGAAAAGCGACACCUACAGGAGAAACAUCAAGGCAGACAAGAUCGUCGUCUCCGAGUUUGGGACCAUGAUUUACCCGGAUCCCUGCAAAAACAUCUUCGCCAGGAUGAUGACACACUUCCGCAACAUCAUCCCUGACUUUACAGACAACAACCUAAUCAACAUAAUCCGCUACGGUCAGGACUACUACGCCUCCUCCGAGGUGAACUACAUCAACCAGAUAGACCCGGACACUCUGGAAACUGUUGGCAGGGUGAACUACAGGAACCACAUUGCUCUUAACUUGGCAACAGCUCACCCUCACUAUGACAAAGAGGGCAACACCUACAACAUGGGCACUGCUAUUAUUGGUCUUGGCAGGCCGAAAUAUGUCAUCUUCAAAGUUCCAGCAGAUACGUCAGAUAAAGGACAUAAAGAGCUGGCUCUGAGGAAGGUACAGCAGAUCUGUUCAAUUCCUGUCCGGUCCACUUUGUUCCCAAGCUACUUCCACAGCUUCGGCAUGACUGAGAACUACAUCGUGUUUGUGGAGCAGCCGUUCAAACUGGACGUCGCCAAGCUCGUAACCGCCUAUUUUAGAGGAAUCACCUGGGGGAAGUGCCUCACAUUCGACGAGAACGACAUUACUCUGUUUCACAUCAUCAAUAAAAAGACAGGAAAAGCAGUGUCCACCCGUUUCUAUGGUGACGCUUUGGUAGUUUUCCACCACAUCAAUGCUUAUGAGGAAGACGGGCACGUGGUAUUUGACAUCGUCACCUACAAGGACAGCAACCUAUACGACAUGUUCUACCUCCACAACAUAAAACAAGAAACCAGCAGCUUCAUUGAGACAAAUAAGGAGUUCGCUCCGCCGGUUUGCCAUAGAUUCGUCUUGCCGCUUAAUGUCCAGAAGGAGUCUCCCAAAGGGACUAACCUUGUCACUUUAACGGACACUACAGCUCAGGCAGUGAUGCAGGAGGACGGGUCCAUCUACUGCCAGCCAGAUCUACUUUUUGAAGGUCUGGAGUUGCCAGGGAUUAACUACAACUUCAACACCAAGAAGUAUAGAUACUUCUACGGCUCCCGGUUGGAGUGGUCGCCCCAUCCCAACAAGAUCGCCAAAGUAGACAUCGCUACCAAGACGCACAUCGAGUGGCAUCAAGAGAACUGCUACCCUUCAGAGCCGGUGUUCGUUGCAUUUCCAGGAGCAGAGGAGGAAGACGAUGGAGUCAUCCUAUCAUCUAUUGUUUCUUCAGACCCCAACAUUACUCCCUUCCUGCUUGUCCUCAAUGCCAAAACCCUUCAGGAGAUCGCCCGGGCCUCUAUUCCGGCCCCGGUCCACAUAGACCUUCAUGGGCUUUUCAUCCCUGCUGCUGACUGA